ACUGGAUGUCCAUCAAAUGGAUGUGAAUUUGAUCAACAGAUUUUCAAUUUAUGGCAAACACGAUGGAAACCAGAAAUUUACCGCCAGUUUUGAUAUGGAAUACGUGGACACACAAAACGGUACACAUCUGCAUAUUACUAACGAAGCCGACCUGGAGCUAAGGGUUUAUUACCCGGACUUUCAAUACAACGCAACGGAUAUCAUAUUCUGUCCCACAGGCCUUCACCCGAAUAACUAUGUUAUGGUUUUAGACAAACAUACCGGCGCUGUGCAGACAUAUAAAGUUGAUAUCCCAUCGAUGACUUACUUAGUGUUCAGUCGUGUCAAUGACAGCGAGUGUGAGAACUCUAACAUAAGUUGUAAUAAACCGCAAUUCUUGGACACAAUUCCCGAUUCUUUACGCAAACAAUUGGAGGCAAUCAUGGAUUAUAGUGAACCUGGAGUUUCCGGACACUUGUUGUGGUUUAACAUCAACGGGCGUCCUAUGUAUUGCUUCACUCACGAUAACCACCCAUUGUCAGCUCAGAGGCAACUCUCACUCCGUUUGCAACCGAAUGCUUCACUUCUGGUCAGACAAUUGAUUAUACAAAACGUCUGACAUCUGGUGAUACAAACGACCCGAC
Messenger RNA from Oppiella nova, 623 nucleotides. The record is from the annotation of a GenBank genome assembly. NCBI's taxonomy places the organism in Eukaryota, Metazoa, Arthropoda, Arachnida, Sarcoptiformes, Oppiidae.